Marasmius oreades (fairy-ring Marasmius) is the source of this 1131-nucleotide messenger RNA. RefSeq lists its product as uncharacterized. Lineage: Eukaryota; Fungi; Basidiomycota; Agaricomycetes; Agaricales; Marasmiaceae. Gene Ontology annotation, biological process: signal transduction. The coding region runs from base 117 to 770 and encodes 217 amino acids. Gene Ontology annotation, molecular function: GTP binding; GDP binding; GTPase activity. Gene Ontology annotation, cellular component: plasma membrane. The transcript has 7 exons. The record is from RefSeq and is a predicted model, not a curated record.
CUCGUAUUUGUUCAAGGCAAUUGAGGCUGCCUCACAAUUCCCCUUCUCAUCCUCCUCCUCUAACAAGGGUUUGGACAGUCUUUUUUACUCUCGUUCAUAUUCUGGAUCAGAUCAGAAUGGCAGGGAGGACACAGUUCUUGAGGGAGUACAAACUCGUUGUUGUCGGCGGUGGUGGUGUCGGAAAAUCUGCUCUGACGAUUCAGUUCAUUCAGAGCCACUUCGUGGACGAAUACGACCCCACCAUCGAAGAUUCGUACCGAAAGCAGUGUGUGAUUGACGACGAGGUCGCUUUGUUGGAUGUUCUGGAUACUGCUGGACAGGAGGAAUAUGGUGCCAUGCGAGAACAAUACAUGCGUACCGGCGAAGGUUUCUUACUCGUCUACUCCAUUACGUCAAGAAAUUCGUUCGAGGAGAUUAGCACAUUUCACCAACAGAUCCUACGGGUAAAGGACCAAGACGCAUUCCCGGUGGUAGUUUGUGCCAAUAAGUGUGACUUGGAGUAUGAGAGACAAGUCGGCAUGAAUGAGGGUCGCGAUCUCGCAAAACACUUUGGCUGCAAGUUCAUUGAGACUUCUGCCAAACAGCGAAUCAAUGUAGACGAAGCUUUCAGCACACUCGUACGUGAAAUUAGGAAAUACAAUAAGGACCAACAAACCACUGGUCGAUCCAUGAUGGCAGGUCCCGGAGGAGGCCCGCCGGGAACUUACAUGGGUAAAGAUCCAAGUGAGGGGGAAUCAACGGGAUGCUGUCCUGGCUGCGUGGUUCUAUAAUCAUAAUCAUAAUCGUGCCCUCGUUCCUGUCCCUUCCCGCAUGUCCUGAAGUUCCUUUUUUUGUUGGUAAAUUUUUUCAUACAUUACUUUCCAUACUUAUCCUCUCGCUUACGCCUUACAUGACAAUUGCAAUUAACUCCCUAUAAGCAUUUCAAGAGACACCCAUGCUCUUACUACCUGAUGAAAGCUACAUAUUACUGGUAGAUUACAUGUCAUGAUCCUUCACGAGAUUUUCCUUGAUCAUUCAGCUCCUCUUCUACAAUCAACGCUUCAGUUCUAGUGUAUAGAUUAGCGACCGGAACUGACCAGCAACUGACUUCGUAUUCGGCCAGGACUGAAUAUAAUAUUCUUUUACCUGACG